Messenger RNA from Elephantulus edwardii (Cape elephant shrew), 594 nucleotides. It is a transcript of the gene NENF, whose product is annotated as neudesin neurotrophic factor. The coding region runs from base 1 to 594 and encodes 197 amino acids. The transcript is spliced from 3 exons. The record is from RefSeq and is a predicted model, not a curated record. Lineage: Eukaryota; Metazoa; Chordata; Mammalia; Macroscelidea; Macroscelididae. Gene Ontology annotation, cellular component: endomembrane system; membrane.
AUGGCGGCCCCCUCGCCAGGACCGCGGAUAUGGCCGCUGACAAUGCUGGCCCUGGUUUGGGCGCUGGCUUCGGGGCUCCCCACAGUCUGGGCCGGGCAAACGCUGCGCCCCGCCGAGCAAGGUCCGCCAGUGCGGCUGUUCACGGAGGAGGAGCUGGCUCGCUACGACGGGGAGGAGGUAGGCGGGGCGGCGCAGCGCGGCCAGGCCGUGGGGGCCCUGCGCACACUCCGGGGCUGCGCGCGGAAAUGGCGCGCGCGCGCGCACAGGGACUCGGGCUCGUUCCUGAUCUUCCGGCAAGGAGGCCUGCAAGGAGAGUUUUAUGGGAGAGGAGCCCCCUACAAUGCCUUGACUGGGAAAGACUCCACCAGAGGGGUGGCCAAGAUGUCCCUCGACCCUGCAGACCUCACUCAUGACACGACGGGGCUCACGACCAAGGAGCUGGCAUCCCUGGAUGACAUCUUCACGCGGGUGUACAAGGCCAAAUACCCCAUCAUCGGCUACACAGCCCGCAGGAUUCUUAAUGAGGAUGGCAGCCCCAACUUGGACUUCAAGCCUGAAGACCAGCCCCAUUUCGACAUAAAGGAUGAGUUCUGA